Messenger RNA from Gavia stellata (red-throated loon), 888 nucleotides. It is a transcript of the gene TSPAN15, whose product is annotated as tetraspanin 15. The record is from RefSeq and is a predicted model, not a curated record. Lineage: Eukaryota; Metazoa; Chordata; Aves; Gaviiformes; Gaviidae. The transcript has 8 exons. The coding region runs from base 1 to 888 and encodes 295 amino acids. Gene Ontology annotation, cellular component: membrane.
AUGGCGGCGGGGGACGCGGAGCAAGUGCGGUACUGCGGGCGGCUCUCCUACCUCUGCCUCAAGCUCACCCUCAUCACCUACUCUACCACCUUCUGGGUAAUCGGAGCCCUUGUCCUCGCGGUUGGGAUUUAUGCAGAAGUUGAAAGACAGAAGUACAAAACUCUAGAAAGUGCCUUUCUAGCCCCAGCAAUUAUUUUAAUACUUUUGGGCAUUGUAAUGUUCCUUGUAUCUUUUGUGGGUGUGCUGGCUUCUUUAAGAGACAAUUUGUGCCUUCUUCAAGCAUUCAUGUACAUUCUCGGUAUCUGCUUGCUGAUUGAGCUGACUGGUGGAGUGGUGGCCCUGAUCUUCAGAAACCAGACAAUCAACUUUUUGAACGAUAAUAUAAGAAGAGGAAUUGAGAAUUACUACGAUGAUUUAGACUUCAAGAACAUCAUGGAUUCUGUUCAAAAGCGGUUUAAGUGCUGCGGUGGGGAAGAUUAUAAAGAUUGGUCACAAAACGCAUACCACAGCUGCGUGGCGCCGGGACCGCUGGCCUGCGGGGUGCCCUACACUUGCUGCAUCACAAAUAAGACAGACAUUAUCAACACUAUGUGUGGAUACAAAACCAUUGACAAAGAGCGCUUGAGUGUUCAGCAGGUUAUAUACGUCCGCGGGUGCACGAAUGCCGUGCUUAUUUGGUUUUUGGACAACUACAGAAUCAUGGCCGGCGUGCUGCUCGGCAUAUUGCUACCCCAGUUCCUGGGAGUGUUGUUAUCCUUGCUUUACAUAACUCGGGUGGAAGAUAUCAUCACCGAGCACAAGCUGAGCGAAAGAUUGUUUGAAGAAGCGCAGCAGAGAUCUGCCCCCGAGUUUGCUGGAGCCGGCUGCUGCAUGUGUUACCCGGGGUGA